Colletotrichum graminicola M1.001 is the source of this 396-nucleotide messenger RNA. RefSeq lists its product as uncharacterized. The record is from RefSeq and is a predicted model, not a curated record. Bases 1 to 396 code for a protein of 131 amino acids. NCBI's taxonomy places the organism in Eukaryota, Fungi, Ascomycota, Sordariomycetes, Glomerellales, Glomerellaceae. The transcript is spliced from 2 exons.
AUGCUUCGAGCAGCUCAGAAAGGCUUGCAGCAUAGACAUGUCAUAUGCCGUGGGGUGGUGUUUCUCUCGUACGUUGUCAGUGUGGAACUCGCCAAGGACGAUUUCGGCGGCCAGAGCUUGGUCGCUGGUUCCGGCGUUGCCUUGGAAUUGGGAUGGGAUGACAUCGUGGACAUAGUAAUGUUGGAUGGAGUGUCGUCUGGUGUUGGGACGGACUCGUGCGGUUAUGCGAUCAAGGCGCAGAGAAGACAGACGGUGACUGAGAAUCCCGGGGAAGUCGCUGUAGGAGGAGGCACCUACCCAGGCAAGCAAGAACCUUCAAGGAAGCUGUUGGUUGACUACGUACCUGCCCCUGCAGGUACAUACUUUGGGAGGUAUGAGAAGGACCACCACUAUUAG